AUGAGUCUAUUCCGAGUUAAUCCGCAUCACUUCCCCCGCCUAGUCAUAUUCCUGUUGAUUCUCCAGGCCCCCCAAGCCCUAGCACAACAGAUCGUCUCUGCUACAGCCGCAUGGUCUUCGCAGAUUGUCGCCUUUUGGGGCGCCAUCAUCAUCGCCUCACAAGUAGGCAAGGUCGGAACGGGAGGAACAUCAAUCUUUUCGAGUCUCCGCGCCAGUCUCCGGGCACGAUCAAUCGCUAACGCCCUCGCGCGCGGAAACUGGUUUCUCCAUUCGGGAUGGUCGAACGGAUCGAUGCGCAUGGACAUUGCCAUGGUCCACUGGGAGUCGGCGAGGGAUCUGACGGCUUUGGCUCGGCGUAUCGCGAUGCAGAUUGAGACGUUUGGGGAUAAGUGGCAGGUGCUAGUGCUGGGGCAAGAGAUGAAGAAAACUCCAGCGACAGGAACAGACGGCGGGGGCAAAGAUAAGGAGGGGGUGAUCCAUUGGAUUAAGAGUCCGAGGAGUGAGCGCUUCUGCGGCGCCAAGGUGAAAGGAACCGGGGAGAAUCUGUUUCGACUGAGAGAGAGCGACUUGAUGGAUGCAUUGAAUAUGCUGAACGAGACACCUCCGGUGCCAGUGAAGGAUAUUGUCGAGGAGUUGAUUCAGAGGGAGGAUACGCGCGCGUCCAGACCGACGUAUUUGUCUGAACAGCACAAUGAGAUGAAAGCAAACAGCGGGCAGCUGUCAUGGGGGUAUAUUUUUACCAACAUCGAUCACCAGCAGAGUCCAUUUUUGGCACUGAAGCGCUGGACUGGACCGAACGGGAUUGAUCGUGGCGCCAGGAUGAUUUGCGCAACGCGGAUGUACUUGCUGGUGCAUCUGCUCAUUGCUUGCGCUGUCGGUCUAAUGGCUGCGGCGACGGGGCGUGGACUUGCUGUGUGGCUGAUGGCGGUGCGACCGACCAUUUCGACUAUGGGAGGGAAGAAUGUGAAUGGAAAUGAUGUACUUCGUUCACUGCUCUGCAUGGAUGAAGCGUCAUUUCAAUAUGAGACGCGGGAAGGUUCGAGGUUUCAGGCUGGGGACGUGGUAUCCCAACCGAGGGGAUGGUGGCAGUCAAUCGUGGCGUUUGCCAUGCCAUCGCUUGAGACGGCGAUUAUUCUGGCCGGAUGGCUCUACGGAGCUUUGAAUGCCCAGAGACUGGAACCCUCAGGCGUUGUGGGAAAUGGAAUGCUGUGGUUGUCCAUCGUGGUCGGACUGUCCUUGUGCAUCCGCGCAUUGUUCACGCUGCGCAACCAUGACAAGGGCCGUCUCGUGGGGAUCUGGAAGGAAUCUGACUUUAUUCGAUUCACAGUGGGGACGGAGUCGUUGGAACUACAGGUCGCUGAACUAUCACGCCUGACGUCGGACUCGCCAAUCAAUCUCAUCACGACGAUCCUCACCGACAAAGACACAGACAGCGAUGCAGCGAUGCAGGUAGUCGAGUCUCUGCUUCGCCUCCCCAUCACUACCACUCUGCUCGAAUACCUCGUCGCAACAGAGAUCAUGAAAUUCAAAUACGAAGGAGACAAAAUCACCACCAAAGCCGACAAGCCAAUCUCUCCCAAGUCGGAAUCCCCGUGGAUUCAGUCAUAUUGUUGUAUCUUUCUGGUUAUGCUUUCAUCAUGUGUUUCGGCUGUAUAUGCGUACUACCCGCUUCCUCGCUGGAUCAAGCUGGUCACGGAGAUUGUGGUUGCCGUGAGUGCCGUCUUUUUCAACUCGGUGGAUCUAGUAGGGAGCUUUAUGCAUGAGAAGGAGACGUCGAUCUGUUUUAUGGUGGCGGCGUUGGUGACAUCGUCGGUGUGGUAUGUGGGUUUGGAGGGGGCCGGCUAA
Messenger RNA from Penicillium oxalicum, 1845 nucleotides. RefSeq lists its product as uncharacterized. Lineage: Eukaryota; Fungi; Ascomycota; Eurotiomycetes; Eurotiales; Aspergillaceae. The transcript has a single exon. The record is from RefSeq and is a predicted model, not a curated record. Bases 1 to 1845 code for a protein of 614 amino acids.